Aphanomyces invadans is the source of this 2474-nucleotide messenger RNA. RefSeq lists its product as hypothetical. The record is from RefSeq and is a predicted model, not a curated record. Gene Ontology annotation, molecular function: lipid binding. NCBI's taxonomy places the organism in Eukaryota, Oomycota, Saprolegniomycetes, Saprolegniales, Verrucalvaceae. Bases 59 to 2272 code for a protein of 737 amino acids. The transcript has 3 exons.
UCGCCACGUCUCUGCAUCCAGCUCGGUUCGUUCCAUCCUGGCACAAUCUUGUCCUACGAUGGGCAGCAGCUAUCGCCCGACGCUGCCGCUGCCGCCCAACUUCUUUACGUGCCCGCCGCUACAUGACGACGAGAUCAAGCAGCUGAAGCUCCUUGCGAUCGCGACGGCCACCGAAGUCGUCGAGCACUCGCAGCUCCGCGACGGUGGCAUUGCGUGGACGCUUCGAUCCGACGAAGGCAGCAUGCGAUUCUUUAAAGCGCCGGACCCGUUGCACCGUGUCGGUGCCCACAUGUACAUGAGCGUCGUCGAAGUCGCCGGUACGCUGGACGAAGUCAUCGACCUGUUUCGGACGGAUUCGACCUUUAAAGCGAAAGAGUACGUCAAGCGGUUUGGAAAAGGGCUCUUGGAUGCCGUCAACUUGUACUCGAUCGUGGAGCCGACGCCCGCCUUUCCAAAUGAAAAGGUUGGCAUCACGUGGUUUGCCAUGAAGAGUCCGUUCGACAAAAUCGUGGCCAACCGCGACUGCGUCAUGCUCGAGUGCCAGCAUGAAUUCCAGUGGACAACAGAUCGGCGGGCGUGGGUCCGCGGCUUGCGCUCCGUGGAUCUCGUAUGCUGCCCCGACAUGCAAUCGACGUUGGGACUUGUCCGGUCGACGCAAUAUGGUGUUGGCCACGUCGUGCUCGAGUCGCUGGAUCGACCGGGGUACCUUCAAAUUUCGUUUUUGAACCACUUUGACGUCAAGGGAAAUCCCCCCGAGUGGUUGAUUGAGAUGGGCAUGAAGAAGCGGUGCAGGAGCAUCCUCGACAUUGAGCUGUACCUCCGCGAAGACCGCCUCAGUCGCGGAUAUUUGCUGUCGCCCGCCGAGUUUGUGCCGCUGACGCGACGCCGCCACUGCUUUCUGUGUCGCAAGCGAUUCAACCCGUGGAGCAAGCGGUCGAAUUGCAUGAAGUGCGGCGAAGUGCUGUGCAGCGGAUGCAACUCGAAUUGGAACGUCAAGCUACACAAUGGCACCGUCCAUGCUGUCAUCCAGGCGUGCAUUCGAUGUGCCCAGAGAAACCCAAUCUCGGACGUUGGAACGGAUGCCACGUCAUCGAUGACGACGCGCAGCCAUGCCAGCAAUCCGUACAGCUACACGAGCCACCCCCGCAGUCACGCACCGACCCACGACAGCCACACGUUUCGACCGAACCGGUUCGACCCCGCAGCGUCCUCGUCGUCGGCUUCGUCUGAAUCGAGGCGAAACCAACCGUCGCGAACUGGCACCAUGCACUCGACCCACGACCCCCUGCAGACCUUCUACCCGCCGCUUGACGAUUCUGUCUACACUGACCCGUACCAACACAACCACGUGGCCAUGGACUCGCAUGAAUCCGUUGUGUCGUCGGCUUCCUCGGCUUCCGUCUGGACGACAUCGUCCGAUUUUACCAAGAAGCUCAUGCCUCGGUUCACGGCACGCGGCGGCCAGCGUUCGCUGCCACCCCAAGGACAGCGCUUCCAGUACAUGGAAGAGGACGCCCAGCAUGGCGGCAAAGAUCCCUUGGUCAACACAGAUGACCGCCCUGACGACGUUGCUCUAGACGAGCAAGAUGCCACAUUCAGGAGGAACAGCAGUGCUAGCAGCGAAGACGGCGAUGGUGGUGGCAGCUCCCAGCAAGGCUCGCGCGCGUCUGUGUGGCUCACGUUGUCGCAGGGAAGAGGGGGCGAGUUUGUUGUUCACUCGCCGACGUCCAUGUCUAUAGUAGACAACUCCACGGCGGAAAGACACCGAGAUGACGCGGGAGGCAGUCCGACGGCGGGCAAAUCCUCCCGCCGCCAAGCCACGAUGCUGCAUCGAUCGAGCUCGCUGGACAUGGCCACUAUGUCGAUGAUUCCGUCGAUGAUGGACAUGGUACCUCUCUUACCACACAACCACCGAACUCUCCUGCCCACGCAAAAAGCGUCGGCUACGGUGUCGCUUGCACCGAAGACCGCUUCGAAACAGCCCGACCCUGUAGUGGAAGCCGUCGCCGCAGCAGCUGCUGCAUGGUCCAUCAGUGUGCCGACGAGGCCAUCCGUUGCCGCGUCCUCGGUCGAUUCCAAAGCCAGCGAAGACUUGCACGUGCUCACGUCGGUGUGGACCGCCGAUCCGAAUGACUUUCGCCGGCCCGGCGGAGAGCACACAGAGCAAGAAAAACAACGUGGUCCAUCGAUUCAGGAACAGACCGAUCGUGGCCGCAAGCCAGUGGAAUCUGCUUUGUGCACAAGUCCCCAUGGUCCGAUCUUCUUGGAAUAAGUUUUCACGUGGCGUGGGUUGGUGCAUGCAGCAUGGCCGAAAACGUGGGGCUUGAAUCGCGUAUAUGUGAAUUUGAGCUUUACCUGAUGAUGCAGUCGGUGCGUGCGGUGUCUCUCGGGGGCCGACGACGGAGUUCUGCUCAUUGGGACGCGCAGCCGACCGACUGGUCGAGCCCACUACGGCAUGUGACAAUGGGAGAAGC